Hydractinia symbiolongicarpus is the source of this 2096-nucleotide messenger RNA. Its product is annotated as galactose-3-O-sulfotransferase 4-like. Gene Ontology annotation, cellular component: membrane. Gene Ontology annotation, molecular function: galactosylceramide sulfotransferase activity. The record is from RefSeq and is a predicted model, not a curated record. The transcript is spliced from 3 exons. Gene Ontology annotation, biological process: glycolipid biosynthetic process. The coding region runs from base 742 to 2001 and encodes 419 amino acids. NCBI's taxonomy places the organism in Eukaryota, Metazoa, Cnidaria, Hydrozoa, Anthoathecata, Hydractiniidae.
GGGGGGCACACGCUGCAGAGCAUAUAAAGUAAGUAAAAGCCAUCUGCAUUCAUAACUUAGAAAAAUACUUCAUCGCGUGUUUGACAUGCUUGUUCCGAUAUUCAGUCAUUUUUGUUUAUGUUUGUUGUCAAGUGGAAACUGCAUUCGCUUGGUCGCCCUAUUCGCGCGACUCAUUCGCGCUACCAAAGCGAAUGAGUGGAAACCGUUCUUUAUGUAGCAACAUUACGAUCAAUCCAUAAAUAGCUUAAUUAGAUCAUCCAAUUGAUUUCCAACCUCGUCCAUCUCCGUUUUUGAGGAUACGCCAGCGGUUUGUGAAAGGCUAAGUUCAAUAAAAUACCCAUAUCCAGUGCCGUAGAAUGCGAGAAGUAAAGGAGGGAGAGGUGGGUUGGGACGGGGGUAUAAACAAAUGACAAUAUAACAUAAAAAAUAACAAUGCCGUGGCACAUAUUUUAUUUAUGUGUUUUCCACAAUCGGUGUUGGUUUUUAAAAUCUUCUGUUGCCAGAUUGGGUUACACAACAGUGUACUUAGAACUUAAUUAUGGAAUGAGUAAAAACGUUGACAAGGCUUGUGACCUUGUUUUGGACAACAUGAUAAACUGGAUAGCUAGAUAGUUUGAGAUGAAAUAUUUAUAACCCAUAUAUUAUUUAAAAUAUUCAAAAAUCAUGGGAUGGACGAUUCAAAUUUUUAAAAAAGCUAAGCAGUGGAUUAAAAAUUAAACAGUUGCAAGUAGAGAAUACAAUAUGAGGAAGUUGAAAGCAGUAUGUGUUGCUUUAUGUUUUCUUUUCUGCGUAAAUUGGUUAAUCGAAUGGUGGGAGUGUCGCAGAUACAAUCUCGAGAAUGAACUAAUACACCAGAAUAGAAUAGAACAGCCUGAUACGGAUCCAUUCGAUGUCCAAACUGAUGAAAAAUGGAAAGAAAAGCGGGAAUGUUUGACCAAAGAAAUCAACAUUGCAUUCCUGAAGACGCAUAAAACAGCAAGUAGUACCGUCACAAGUAUCUUAAACAGAUUUGCUGACAUCAAUAAUUUGGAUAUAGCAGUUCCGAAUGGAGAUACGAGAUUUAAUUGGCCGUCGUCUUUUACACUUGCUGCAGUAGACCAAUCACGAUUGAAAGAUAAACGUGCCAAUGUGUUAUGCAAUCAUUCUGUAUUGAAUCGAAAGGAAUUAGUCAAAGCUAUGAAAUCUGGAUUUCGUUUGAUCACUAUUCUUCGAGAUCCUGUAGAACAAAUAUAUUCUUUGUUUCAUUACGAGAAUUUUACAAAGAUUUACCAGAUUCCGCCCGGUGAAGACCCUGUUGAACAUUUUUUUGCUAAUACUUCAAGCUACUAUAGACAAUUCAAAUCAAGAAUGUGGCGAAAGUUGUUCAUGCUAGAAAAUUUAUUAAAAAAUGGAAUGACAUUCGAUUUAAAUUUUCAAAGGUUCAAGAAGCGAAUCGUAAAAAACAGUUUCCAAGAUUUUGUAACAUACAUUGAUCGAGCAUUUCAUCUGGUUUUGAUCACUGAAAAAUUUGACGAAAGUUUGCUGUUACUAAAACAGCUAAUGUGUUGGAAUUAUAUGGACAUUGUUUAUAUGAAGAAGUUAGUAAAUCACAAGCUGCAUAAACAACAAAAGAAAAGAAAAAAAGAAUUGCUGAAGAAAAUUAGAAACUGGAGUAACCUUGACGUGAUUUUGUACGAGCAUUUCAGAAAGAAACUGGAAAAUAUUCUAGCAUUACAAGACCAGGAUAAGUUUCAAGAAAAACUCCUAAUAUUUCGCACGUUAAAUAACUUAUUGACGACAUACUGCAGAAAUACGACGGCAGAAAAUUAUUACGAAGUUAUUGAAAUGUUGAGAGAACUUAAGGAAGAACCACCAGAGAUGUUCUUAAAUAAACCGAAAUGUUUUUGUAACAAAUUGGAGCGAUCGGAACUUGAUUAUUUGAAAUAUUUUAAAAAUAAAUUUACACCUUUAUAUUUUCUGGAAAGGUUAAGAACUGGUAAAAAGUUAAAGGAUGACUGUUGACAGAGAAAUUAUACAAAUCACAAAAAAUUAUAUUUCUAAUAAUGUAACUUUUAUGUAUUUUAUGCAGAUUUGUUUAAUAAAUGAAUAACCACCAA